Messenger RNA from Coccomyxa subellipsoidea C-169, 567 nucleotides. RefSeq names its product soluble inorganic pyrophosphatase 2. The coding region runs from base 1 to 567 and encodes 188 amino acids. The record is from RefSeq and is a predicted model, not a curated record. Gene Ontology annotation, molecular function: magnesium ion binding; inorganic diphosphate phosphatase activity. Gene Ontology annotation, cellular component: cytoplasm. The transcript is spliced from 6 exons. Gene Ontology annotation, biological process: phosphate-containing compound metabolic process. Lineage: Eukaryota; Viridiplantae; Chlorophyta; Trebouxiophyceae; Coccomyxaceae.
AUGGCAGCUGGGCGUCAUGCAGCUUCCCAUCCUUGGCACGACCUCUCCAUAGGAGACGCAGCGCCUAGCUUGUUCAAUGCUGUGAUCGAGAUUCCUCGCGGAUCCAAGGUCAAGUAUGAGCUUGACAAGGCGACCGGUCUCCUUUACGUGGACCGCAUCUUGUACUCCAGCGUUGUGUACCCCCACAACUACGGCUUCAUCCCACAGACUCUCUGUGAAGACAACGACCCUCUGGACGUGUUAGUACUCAUGCAGGAGUCAGUUGUGCCCAUGGCUUUCCUGCGUGCCAAACCCAUUGGCGUGAUGCAGAUGAUUGACCAGGGAGAGCAGGACGAUAAGAUCAUUGCUGUCCAUGCUGAUGACCCAGAAUUCAAGGGCUUUGAAGACAUUGCGCAGCUGCCAAAGCACAGAUUGGCCGAGAUCCGCAGGUUCUUUGAGGACUACAAAAAGAAUGAGCACAAAGAGGUGAAGGUGGAUGAGAUUCUUGGUAGGGAGGAGGCUGAGAAGGCCAUCAAGGAUGCCAUGGCCAUGUAUGUGGAGCACUAUGUACCGAAGCGUGCCAGGUGA